Molecule: messenger RNA, 717 nt
Organism: Nylanderia fulva
Lineage: Eukaryota; Metazoa; Arthropoda; Insecta; Hymenoptera; Formicidae
Source: RefSeq, a predicted model, not a curated record
ACAAAAUAAUGACCCUUAACACUACGGAAAUCGUGAUUAUAGCAAUAGUAUCUGCAUUGGUAAUGUGGUUAUUAGUGGGUUUAAGUUUAGUGUGCUACAGAUUCCUCACUAAGCAACUCGAAUGUCCACCUUGCGAAACGAAAACUACUCCAUUUGCAGUUUUGUAUGAGAAUGCGGAUUAUUGUCAACCGGAUACGUGUUCUUCGAAGUCGUUGCGAAAGGGCGUGCUUGAAAAAUUGAAAGAGUGGUGGAGAAAUAGGUUUGGACGAUGCCCAGGGGGAUGUCAAGAUCAUAUGGAUGAGGAACGUUGCUUAGCUGCAAUCAGUUACAACAGCAAAGGCAGCAUCAGUAAUAUCGGCAGAAUUUAUCCACGAAAGAAAUACACUAAAUCUACUUCCGCUUCUCCAUCAGAAACAUCUAGAGGUCGUACACCUUAUAAGCAUAGUGUUUGCUAUAGUUCUGAAGGAUCGACCACCUACUCCGAUAGUCCAGCAGCCAAGCCAAGAUAACAGUUGCAUUAAUUUCAAGUUUUGUGAAUAAUGAUACAAGCUAUAAAAGAGAAUCGCACCUGCUCUAAGAUAUACCAUUUAAUUUUACAAUAUUUUAAUCAAUAAAGUAAAAUCAAACAAAUCUAACAUGCUUAUCUCUAAUAUUAGCAGUACUUUUCGCUUACGAAAAAAGAAAACUGCGAGGCAUGGGUGUCCGCAAGAUUUUUUU